This is a messenger RNA of Patella vulgata (common limpet), 959 nucleotides long. RefSeq lists its product as uncharacterized. Bases 55 to 903 code for a protein of 282 amino acids. Lineage: Eukaryota; Metazoa; Mollusca; Gastropoda; Patellidae. The transcript is spliced from 8 exons. The record is from RefSeq and is a predicted model, not a curated record.
AAAAUGCAUUAUUAUUUUAAAAUCCUACAUCAUUUGUAAAAAUAUAAGUUUACGAUGAAGACUUUCACCUUUUUAGUCAUAUUGACAACAGUCACAGCUACCAAUGCCUUCUUCUUUAACUUGGUAGAUUACUUUUCAAGAGAUAAUUGGAACGCUCUAAGAGUGAGGUUUGGUUUAAAUCCACUUGAAUCAAACUUUGACGCCCUACCGAGGACUGUAGAUGAUGCUGUUGAAAAUAAGUUCACAAAAAUAUCUGGUUGUGAAGAUAUAGAUAGUUUUAGAGGAAACCGCUAUGUGAAAGAUGGUGACUAUGCUAUUGUUCUGCUAUAUGAUGUCCAAGGUUACAUCGCAGGAAUACAAGCUGGGGUACCAGACGGACAAGAAAAUAAAUAUCCCUUUGAUGGGAUCAAACCACCAUUUAUACACGAGAAUGGUUACAACUAUAUAACGGCCUACUUUGUUGAUCCAUCUACAAUAUGUAAGACUGGUAGAAGCAGUAGUGAUUUCGAGGAUUCUGGAACUGGAACCAAUCUCUAUUUUCAAAACGGCAACAGUCCAGAAACUGAUCAUAUGCUGAUACCCAGAGAUGAAGCAGCCAUUGGAGACCCGAAAUGGAAGAAAGGAAAAUGUUUCGCUGGAAUGGGUGUGCAUUAUUGGUAUGAUGCAAGAACAGAUACAGACUGUCAAGCGUUUUUCCCUGCAUUUUUACUAUACAAUAAAGGCAAACUGAAUGGCUUUGGUUGGGCUUUUACCACGAAUCUUACAUCUCCUAGAUAUGAACAUCCUGAUCCAUCCGUAUUUGAAACGUUUAUUUCAGAGGUUCCAAAAUGUUUAUACACUGUUGGAAAAAUAUCUACUAUGCAUAUUUAUAUGACAGAUACACCCCAACUUAAUUUAUGUUAAUCCUACUAAAUUGAGAAUGUAUUUAUGAUAAUUUUAGAAUAUAUCAUCAAUUCUGU